AUGGCCGGGAGGAGGUCUGCGGGAGGUCGGGGGGGUUCUGCGGGAGGCCGGGGGCGUGGGGACAAGAAUGCUAGUGCUGGCGGGGAAAGCGGCAAGGACACUGAUAGUGGGGAGUGUCUUACUGGCGCCGCUGAUGGUAAUGAUGGUGCUCUUAGGGGGGAGGGUAGUCAAGCCGGUGGAGGGGAGUGUAGUACUGGCGCCGCUGAUGGUAAUGAUGGUACUCUUGGGGGGCAGGGUAGUCAAGCCGGCACUAGGGGUGGUGUUAAGACGGGUGCUAGCACAACCACUAGGAAACGUCGUAAGCGUGCACUUGUAGAUGAGGAGAAUUCUGCAUGUGCUGAAUGGGAUGAUGAAGGGAAACAAACUACGCCAAUCAUGGUGGAGACUGAUCCUCGAAGUCACAGGACGCGUGGAUAUUCUCCGGGAGGAUUUGGUACAUACCCCGUGACCCCAAAUGUGGUUCGUAUUGCUGGUAACUUGUAA
Messenger RNA from Daucus carota subsp. sativus, 483 nucleotides. RefSeq lists its product as uncharacterized. The transcript has 2 exons. Lineage: Eukaryota; Viridiplantae; Streptophyta; Magnoliopsida; Apiales; Apiaceae. The record is from RefSeq and is a predicted model, not a curated record. Bases 1 to 483 code for a protein of 160 amino acids.